Molecule: messenger RNA, 801 nt
Organism: Centruroides sculpturatus (bark scorpion)
Lineage: Eukaryota; Metazoa; Arthropoda; Arachnida; Scorpiones; Buthidae
Exons: 2
Coding region: 1-801 (266 amino acids)
Source: RefSeq, a predicted model, not a curated record
AUGGCGAUGAAACUCGAAAAGAUACAUAGAGUAUUAGAAUUCAAGCAAUCAGAUUGGUUAAAGAAAUACAUAGAUCUGAAUACAGAAAUGAGAACUAAAGCAACUAAUGAUUUCAAAAAGGACUUUUUUAAACUAAUGAAUAACUCUCCGUAUGGUAAGACAAUGGAAAACAUAAGAAAUCGUGUUGACAUAAGAUUAUGUUUCUUUAAUAAACCCAUCUAUGUGGAAAUGAGUAUAUUAGAUCUUUCGAAGCAUUUGAUGUAUGAUUUUCAUUAUAAUGUGAUGAAAUCUAAAUAUGGAGAUAACAUAAAACUGUUAUAUCAGGAUACUGACAGUUAUAUAUAUGAUAUAAAACCAGAUGAUAUUUAUCAAGACAUGAAGGAAAUGAUCGAUUACUUUGAUACAUCUGAUUAUCGUGAGAAUAAUCAAUAUUGUAUACCGAGAGAAAAUAAGAAGGGGUUAGGCAAAAUGAAGGAUGAAAAUAAUGGAAAAAUAAUGAGAGAAUUUGUUGGUUUAAGAGCAAAAAUGUAUGCCUUAAAAGUAGAAGUUCAGGUUACAAAGAAAUCAAAAGGAGUAAAGAAAUGUGUUGUUAAAAAUAGGACAUCAUUUGAUGUUUAUAAAGACUGUUUGUUUAAUAAAAUAGAGCAUUCCCGAACAAUGAAUGUAAUUAGAAGCAAGAAACAUAAACUUUAUUCAAUAAAAGUAAACAAGAAGGCGUUAUCACCACAUAAUGAUAAGAGAUAUAUAUUGGAGGAUGGAAUUAAUACAUUAGCAUUAGGACAUAAAUUUUUUCUUAUAUAA